AUGUGCCGGGUCAUAUGGCCCGUAACGUCCGAACGCCUUGAAUUCAUCCGCCGGGUACAGCACAUUGAUGCCGAUACACUUUACCCGCCAGCACAGCCUUUUGCAGAUGUCUUCACAGGACUGAGUGAGCUCAAGGACUACGAGUACGAAAUAAAACUCAAGCCCGGCACCGCAGGUAUCAUCGUACCGCCUCGAAGAGUCCCCGUGGGCCUGGAGGACAAGACUAGAGCGGAACUUCAGCGUAUGGAGGAUCAAGGCGUCAUAACAAAGAGGCUGAUGGAAAGGCAGAAGAGGACCCUGGUGCCCGUACCCGCAAGCCACCUGGUGCCGGAGAUAGUGCUCAACCGAGCCGUCCUUAACCGUCUCCAGGAAAUCCGCCAACGCCAGAGGAUCUACUACAAUCGCCGCUCCAGUAACCUGCCACCCUUGUCACCUGUCCAGAGGGUGACUACAUACGAUACCCACGAAAAGACCUGGACACCUGCGGCCAGCUGAGACGCCGCGCUCCGUGGUGGUCAAGACGCAAGAGGGCCAGGAAAUUAGACGCACUCACGAGCAUAUGCGAGACGCACCUACACAUCCCAAAGAGAGUCCCCGUGACGGGUCCGAACGACUACACGACGUCCAGCCCGCUCAAGAGCUACGUAGAAGCACAAGGCCACGCCGGGAGCUCUGCCGCUACCCACAACCAGAAAGACCAGUGUAAUUAUUUGCUUCCCUAAUAAAAGGGAGAUGUAGCAUGGCUGAGUCACUCUGACGUCACCCGCCAAUUCGUUAAAAUCACGUGACCUGCAACGUCACCAUUCUUGCCUAUAUCUACUUCGUUUCAACUACAAAAA
Molecule: messenger RNA, 839 nt
Organism: Rhipicephalus sanguineus (brown dog tick)
Lineage: Eukaryota; Metazoa; Arthropoda; Arachnida; Ixodida; Ixodidae
Exons: 3
Coding region: 1-495 (164 amino acids)
Source: RefSeq, a predicted model, not a curated record